Messenger RNA from Rhizophagus irregularis DAOM 181602=DAOM 197198, 390 nucleotides. RefSeq lists its product as uncharacterized. The record is from RefSeq and is a predicted model, not a curated record. Lineage: Eukaryota; Fungi; Glomeromycota; Glomeromycetes; Glomerales; Glomeraceae.
AUGAAAUCAAUUCGAUUUGUCCCAUACACUAUUGAAAAAAGCAAGAGAAAAGCCGGUGUAUUUAUAUUUUACAGAAACGAGAUGUUGAAAGAAUACGGACCUAUUAGAAUUCAGAUGACGGCUUUUAGUAAGAUGAUGUCAGAGAAGUGGAACGCUUUAUCAGAAAACGAAAAGGAACUAUGGCGCCAAAAGCAUGCUUUAAGUCAAUAUCCAGCAGAACAAAUCCCCAUCGAAAACGAAUAUGAAGAACCCGCUCCCAUCAUUAUAAUUCAAAAUCCAUGUCAAAUAUGUGGAUACCUUACUACUACAUUUCAAUGGAUUUGUAAUUUAUGUUUUUUAAAUUAUUUAAAUAAUUUAUCAGCGGAGUAUUAUCAAUAUUACAAUUUAUAG